Prorocentrum cordatum is the source of this 489-nucleotide messenger RNA. The record is from the annotation of a GenBank genome assembly. NCBI's taxonomy places the organism in Eukaryota, Dinophyceae, Prorocentrales, Prorocentraceae.
AUGUGGAGCGGCUGGUCCCCGCCGUCGGAGCCCGUGCUCCACGCCGUGAGGCUGCCGGAGCCGCACACGGGCGACGCCCUCGUCCUCAACUUGGAUGAGGACUGCGCGGAGGGCCGCGUACACCUGCGCUGGCAGCCCUUCCGCACCGCGGCAGGUCUGGAACGGCUCGAGUACAAGAUCUUUGCGGUGGCAGAGGGCCUGCUCGCCCAGGGCGACGGCUGCGACAUCUGCGAGGCUGGCUGCGUCACCGUGGUGCACCCCAUGGCGCCGCCCAGCUGCGUGCAGUGGUCGGGCGUCAGCGGGAUGCCACCAGGCGUGGCCUACCGGUUCUUCGUCUGCGCGCGCUACAUCUCGCUCCCAUUGGAGGCGCUCGCGCCCCCGCCGGAGGGCGGCCCGCGGCGGGGCCCUGCGCGCUUCGGGGUGGGGCCCUUCCAGGCCGGCCUGUGGUCAGCACCCGUGCUGCCCAGCGUCACGUCGCAGCAGGCGCCC